AUGUACUGUAACCGUCGGAUGGGCAGUUACUUUGAUCCAAAGGUUGGGGUUCAUGUAGGGGUUGAUGUAGGGUCUGCCAUUGUUGGAGUUGUUACAGGGAGUGUCAACGGUGGGUUUUACACUUUGUCCGUUGUGUGGAGGGUGAGGUGUUGCAAGGAUUGUGCAUUUCUGUGUGGAGAGGGGGCCGCUGCGGACAAAAAGGAUGCAGCAGAGAUAAAGAAGAAGGAUCCGAAGGAAGCUUGGCCGAAGUACUACCAAGCCAAUUUCUAUGCUUAUGCUGAUGCACACAAAGAGAAACCUAAAGCAGAUGUGCUUCGUAGUUUUAAGGAGCAAUUCAAGCUUCUUACCGAUGAAGAGAUUGAGAAUUGGGCUGCAUACGAAGUCGAGGCUUCCCCCUCCAAGGUUGGUGGUAGAGGGAAAGGGAAGAAGGUGAAGGAGACAUUAUCUGCUGAGCCAGGGAUUGACAACAACGAAGGUGUGGGGGACGUUCAAGUUUCUGGUCGUUGCUCAUUCGAGCGUUUGGGGAGAAUAGUCCCACUGCUGAACGAGGCUCAAAAAGAAAUGGUGAGAAAUGCCGGUUUCUCAACAUUUUUAAGGGAGGAUGCCCCGUACAUAGACGCUAAGAUUGUUAGUUGGCUGAUCGAUCACGUGGAUCCAACCACUUCUCGGCUGGAGAUAUUUGGAAGAACAAUCCAACUAUCCGCCAAGCUGUUUGAGGAUGUCAUGGGAAUCCGGGAUGGCGGAGAACCCGUGGCAACCGAAAGUGAGCGUGACCUGGUUGAGUUUGACGUCCUCUUCAAGGCCAAGGACUAUAGGUAUUCCCUGACUUUGCUGGAGAAUGAGCUCAGGGAAACCAGCGACAGUGACUACCUGUUUCUCAUUAAGUUUCUCCUUGUCUGUAUUGGAACUGUGUUGCUGCCGAAGAAUGGUACCGAGGUCAGCACUAGCUACAUGCAUUCUUUAGUUGACAUAAGGUCAAUUAAGAAGAAGAAUUGGGCGACUGCCGGAUAUCGAUAUCUAAUGAGCUCUCUACACCGGUACAAGACGAAGAACACCAAAAAUGUCUCCGGUUGCACGAUAUUUUUACAGGUAAGUUUUCGAAUUAUUGUGAUGGUAGUAAUUUUAUUCUCUCCUGUACUGCUGUGGUAAUAUAUGUAUGCACUUUUGUU
Molecule: messenger RNA, 1169 nt
Organism: Cannabis sativa
Lineage: Eukaryota; Viridiplantae; Streptophyta; Magnoliopsida; Rosales; Cannabaceae
Exons: 6
Coding region: 1-1149 (382 amino acids)
Source: RefSeq, a predicted model, not a curated record